Molecule: messenger RNA, 135 nt
Organism: Racocetra fulgida
Lineage: Eukaryota; Fungi; Glomeromycota; Glomeromycetes; Diversisporales; Gigasporaceae
Source: the annotation of a GenBank genome assembly
AUUCAUUUUGCCUUGGUUAUUGCCGCUUACGCUGCAAGACGUAAAGCUAAAGAAAAUGAUGCACACGAAGUUUCAGAAACAAAUGUUUCUUCAUCGCAUGACACUUCAUCACACGGGAUUACUGAGAAAAAUUGA